Caretta caretta (loggerhead turtle) is the source of this 1960-nucleotide messenger RNA. It is a transcript of the gene IMPA2, whose product is annotated as inositol monophosphatase 2. Gene Ontology annotation, biological process: inositol metabolic process; signal transduction; phosphatidylinositol phosphate biosynthetic process. The record is from RefSeq and is a predicted model, not a curated record. Lineage: Eukaryota; Metazoa; Chordata; Testudines; Cheloniidae. Gene Ontology annotation, molecular function: inositol monophosphate 1-phosphatase activity.
CACUAUGACUUGCUCUCCGCCACAUCCUGUUCUCCACAUCACUGAGUCAUCGCUAGCGAGCGGCUUACCUCCCCGGCAGCCGCUAGAGCUCAGACUAGCAGCCCGCAGGCUUUGAGCGGCAGCGGCAGCCCGCCCAGCGGCAGCGUCAGGCCCUCUCGCCCCGCUCCCGCCCGCAGGCUGUGUAGGCAGGCUCUCAUCGCAGAGAGGCGGCGCUGGGGGAGAGAGUGACAGGCGCAGUCCCUCCCCUGUGCACCGGGGAGAGGAGGAAGGGGGAAGAGAGGAGGGAGGAGGAGAGAAACAGGAAAGGCGGGGGUAAGAGGGUGGAGGAGAGCGGGGGAAGGCGGCAGCAGCACGACAGACACCCGGCCGCUGGAAGCAGCAGCCUGCGGCCGCUGGAACCUGCCCGCUCGCCUCCCCCCAGCUACAGCAGCCCGGGGCAGAAGCCGGAGGAGUUUCCGAGCAAAUCUGAUUGGUUCGGGGGGAGCUGGAGCGCGGCCCCCACCCUCCCACUUGUGCUCCUCGGCAGUGAGAUUGACAGGGAGCCCCGGGAGCUGCCUGCCGCGUGCGGUGCGCAGGCGAAGAGGCGGCGGGAGGAGCUGCGAUGAAGCCCUGCGAAGAGGAGGGGCUGGGGGCUGCGGCCGGAGGGGACCCCUGGCAGGAGUGUAUGGAGGUGGCGGUGCAGCUGGCGCGCCGGGCUGGGCAGAUUAUUAGGAAAGCUCUUACAGAGGAAAAACAAGUGUCUACAAAAACAUCUGCAGCUGAUCUUGUGACAGAAACUGAUAAUUUUGUGGAAAAUGUGAUUAUUUCUGCUCUGAAAGAGAAGUUUCCCUCCCACAGGUUUAUUGGAGAAGAGUCCACUGCUGCUGGUUCAAAAUGUGUCCUCACUGACAAUCCUACCUGGAUUAUUGAUCCCAUUGAUGGAACCUGCAAUUUUGUGCACAGGUUUCCAACAGUGGCAGUUAGCAUUGGAUUUGCUGUUAACCAAGAGCUUGAAUUUGGUGUAAUUUACCAUUGCACUGAAGAACGAUUAUAUACUGGUAGAAGAGGUCAAGGGGCAUUUUGUAAUGAAAAAAGACUUCAGGUAUCAAAAGAGACAGAUAAGUCGAAGGCCUUGAUCUUAACAGAAAUUGGUCCAAAACGUGACCCUGAGACUUUGAAAUUGUUCCUCGGUAACAUGGAGAGCUUACUCAAAGCCCAAGUACAUGGGAUCCGUGUAAUUGGAAGUGCUACCUUGGCUCUGUGCCAUCUAGCAUCUGGUGCUGCAGAUGCAUAUUACCAGUUUGGUUUACAUUGCUGGGACUUGGCAGCAGCUACUGUCAUUAUUAGAGAGGCAGGUGGUAUUGUGAUAGAUACUUCAGGGGGACCUCUAGAUCUCAUGUCAUGCCGAGUGAUUGCUGCUGGCACUAAAGAGAUGGCCAUGUUCUUAGCUCAGGAAAUACAGACUAUUCACUACAGACGGGAUGAUGAGAACUGACGGACAUUAAAUACUUUUACAAGUAACAUGGAGUUUGUCCUUCUAAACUACUUAACUUCUUCCAAGAUGGGUGUCUUAGAGGGUACAUGAUUUUAACAGCAUGUUUUCUGUGCAGGUCUUCUGUGUCAAAUGUUUUAAACAAUUUUAUUACAAGGUGGCUUCCCAACAUUGUAGGGCGGGAGGAGGGAGAUUUUUAAAACCUCUAAGAUUUGUGGCUUCUUUUUAAUAUGCAUCUAUUUCAGCAGUACCUUUUAUAUAUGAUCACCUGUAGCGCUUGUUGCCAGAUUCAAAGUUUCACAUCUGUUCAGGCUGAAACGGAGUCUUUUGGAACAUAUUCAACUAAAAAGAAAACUUUAUUUUUACAAAACACAGACCUCAGGUAAAUGAGCUUUAGGAUUGUAGUAGAUGAUAAGUAGUUAAAAUGUGUGCCUACCGUACCCAUAUUCAACAGUACUUGAGAAUGCAAUAAAAAGUGUUAUUACUCCA